ACCCCUUUUCUCCUCGAACAAUUCACACCAGAUCGCCGAACAGUUCUCCGGCAUAGAAUUAUCAUUCUCAGAGAGAGAGAGAGAUGGAGACCGGUGGAAAAGUUAAGAAGGGCGCCGGAGGGAGGGGUAGAGGCACCGGUCCGAAGAAGCCGCCGGUGACCCGCUCCGUCAGGGCCGGUCUGCAGUUCCCGGUCGGCAGGAUUGGCCGGUACUUGAAGAAAGGUCGAUAUGCUCAGCGCGUCGGUACCGGCGCUCCGGUCUACUUGGCCGCCGUCCUUGAAUACCUAGCUGCUGAAGUUCUGGAGUUGGCCGGAAAUGCAGCCCGUGACAACAAGAAGAACAGAAUCAUACCAAGGCACGUUCUGUUGGCAAUAAGGAACGACGAAGAGCUCGGAAAGUUGUUGGCUGGAGUGACAAUCGCACACGGUGGAGUACUGCCCAACAUCAACCCAGUGCUGCUGCCAAAGAAGACCGAUAAGGCGAUGAAGGAGCCCAAAUCUCCGUCCAAGGCCACCAAGUCUCCGAAGAAAGCCUAGAUUUUAGCCUACCCAUUUUCGGUUUUUCGUUACAUCUUUUCCCCUUUGUAUGUAGUAAUUUAGAGAUUAGUGCUUGGUUUGCUGGUUGUGUAGGCUAGUUAAUGGAAUAUCAUUGUAAUGUCUUUUGAGUUUGGCAUUUCAGUGUUUGAUCAAUGGAUGAUGAGACCCCUCUUUCUA
Molecule: messenger RNA, 713 nt
Organism: Rhododendron vialii
Lineage: Eukaryota; Viridiplantae; Streptophyta; Magnoliopsida; Ericales; Ericaceae
Product: histone H2A-like
Exons: 2
Coding region: 84-536 (150 amino acids)
Cellular component (GO): nucleosome
Molecular function (GO): protein heterodimerization activity; DNA binding; structural constituent of chromatin
Source: RefSeq, a predicted model, not a curated record